AUGCCAUUCCCUAGAAUCCUGAGGCUUCAAGAUGACAAAUGGAAUAAUCCUGAAGACUCUAUAGGGACUUUCAUCGGAUACCUGCGUGGUGGCCGGUAUCGCUGCUGGGAAGCAGCUGGUCCGGCUCGUCAGGCGUUCAGGGAAUUGAGCCCAGAUAUCAAAGAUUUUCUUGAGACUUCCGGUAUACCUCCUUCUGAUGUUGUGUCGUGGUCUAUCUAUAUGAUCGGGCAUAACGAAAGCAACGCAGCACCAAAGCUCUUGAUUUGCUCCACGGAUGCGAAGACGCGCAAGAAUAUCAGGCAACUCAUCAAAGACAGUAAGAUUAUGGACAAAUACCCCGGCAUAGGAAUCGGGGACGUUUCGGCACUUCCUGACCGCCCUGUCAUUAAAGAGCUAUCACGAGAGGCUAUCGAGGCUCUCCUCCCUUUUGGUUGUGAUGUCGAUGGAGCAGUUGUGGCCGACGGAUCAGAACCGGCAUUGGGGAAGCGAAUAUUCAUCGUCAACCCAAAUGACUUCUCCUUACGCCCAGCAACAACCGGCCCGAUCAUCUUACAAGAUGACAGGUGCUACCAGCUAACUGUUGCGCACGUAUUCCGACACAAGAGGGAGCUCGACCGUUUAUCCAGCCAACAAAUGGCUGAAGAUGACUGCGAUUUUGAGGGCAUGAGUGACGAUGAAGGAGAUGAAGAAAACCAACGUGAUGAAAUUACAAGCAAAGGAAGUGCAACAUCGGGAGAGAUUGAUUCCGACAAAGCAUCAUUCGAGGCCAGCCUCGAUGCUUUCUCUCUUGACAAACACCCGAGUUCCAGUUCCGAAGGGCUCUCGAGCGAUCACUUAGAUAGCGGAAACGAUCCACCGCUGAGUGUCGAGGCCCCAGAGGAGAAUCCUGGUUUCGGUGAAAUUGAUGUAUCUCAGCUUCAAUUCUUUGGAAGAUUAGUCUUGAGCUCCCUAACUGGAAGUAAUCCAUCGCUAGAUUACGCUCUCAUUGAGACCUCAAGGAUACCAGAAGACGCGCAGAAGUCGUCCACGGUCACAGACUCUGUGGUCUCGAAUAUUGGCGAGAUAGAGUCAGACGACAUCAGAAUUGUUGCUAUGCUAUGGCCAUAUUGCACAGUCGAAGGCCGACUAACUGCCACGCCGUCCUAUAUUCGCCUUCCUGGACAGCGUACCUUUCAAGAAGUCUACCCCAUACGACUAGUUAAGCCUUUGCGUGAUGGAGAUUGCGGUGCCGCAGUCUAUGUCAAAGCCGAUAACCGCUUUUAUGGUCACAUAGUUGCCGGGGGCCCUGGGACUAGCAUCGCCUACGUUGUUCUAGCUGGGGAGAUUUCCAGAGAUAUUCAGGCUCGCUCUGGUUUUGGUCUUAUAUGGAUGCCGCAGCAAGAGGGGCAACAACAACACUCAGAGAAUAAUUUGCAGCGCAGUACAGGAUCACACCCUGACUCAACCGCCUCCGAGGUAUCGUCGAUCAGACACCUUGGUACUUGGGAACCGGAAGAGCCACAAGGUGGCUGGCAUCUUAGGUCCAUUGAGGUCCAGAAAAAACCCAACUCUCAGCUAUCCCAAAGCACGUUCAUCAAUUCCCGACCUGUGCCCGAACACAAGACAGGAUACCAUUACAGUGGAAAGAAUGACGAGGGAAAGCUCGCAGACUCACAGCCCCCUCUGGACUGGUCAACUAUUCCAGGCGCUUCCUCAGGACCUCAAACACGCAGGAAAAACACAGGACCAACUGCUUCCCUAGGACAACAGUUUCGUUGGCCCCGAACUAUCACAUACGCUUCUCCUGCUUCAGGUAAACUGCCUGAGCGCCAAACCAGCCAUUCAGCAGACAGUAGCAAGUACCUAUUACCAGGAAGAAUCAGAUCCGGUUAUAUGAGUCACUUUUUGAGUCACACGUCACCAGCUACUAUCCACCCAGCAGAGUUAACUGCAGGCCUCUCACUGGAGGCGUCCGUUGAUACAGCACAGGGGGUUCGACGCCGGACCCGUAAUCUUUCGCCUUCGCUUUCUCAUAGCGAGCCAAGCUCAUCAGGUGCACAGCGCGAUGAGGUAGCAAGUUGCCUCAUACGCAUAUCAGUUCUACCUCGAGAAUUCGAAGAUGCUUGCGAAACCUGCAUCUUCUGGUUACUCUCCCCGGAGAAAUUCUCAUCAACAGAGUGGCAGGAAUGUCGCAGCCGCAAAGAGGGAAUCUCCCAUAUUAUCUCGCAUGCCAUCGCUCACCACGGGCUCAUUCGUGGACGUGACCCUCAGUAUCCAGCUCGCAAAUACUUAGCAAGCUGCCAGAGCUCUGAUCCAUUUGUGAAUAUGAAAGGCGACUGCGUGAAAUGCGGUUCCUUGUCUGAAUGGAAUGAGGCAGACUUUGCGGACUUUACGCACCAUGGUGUUGUUCUUUGUUUGCGUUGCUGGCAAAGGUUCGACAAGAAGGAAAUGAACGAGCAUCUGGCUGGACCCUUGUGUGACUUCAGCGCGGAACAUCCAAAAGCCAAGAAAGUAUGGAUUUUGUACACCGCAUUUUGCUCUGAAACUCUGAUGCCCAGCAAGCCACCCGAAAGCGUGGCGCAGCAAGAAUCGCCCUAUCAGCGUUAUCCGCGAGAACUUCGUAAACGUCGACAACAAGAACUGAAGCCCAAAGGCGAGAUAUCACCCUAUCAGAAGGCUGCUAUGGAGAGGAACACAGACUAUAGGAGUGCUGACGGGAGAUAUAUGUGA
This is a messenger RNA of Fusarium musae, 2709 nucleotides long. RefSeq lists its product as uncharacterized. The record is from RefSeq and is a predicted model, not a curated record. The transcript has a single exon. The coding region runs from base 1 to 2709 and encodes 902 amino acids. NCBI's taxonomy places the organism in Eukaryota, Fungi, Ascomycota, Sordariomycetes, Hypocreales, Nectriaceae.